Messenger RNA from Symbiodinium sp. CCMP2592, 936 nucleotides. NCBI's taxonomy places the organism in Eukaryota, Dinophyceae, Suessiales, Symbiodiniaceae. The record is from the annotation of a GenBank genome assembly.
AUGAGACGCUGGCAGCUGGCGCGAUGUGCUCGUUCCGAGCUGCGACAUGCUUUCCUGGGGCAAAGGAACCAGGCUUCCGUGCGUCCCCCGACUUCCCUCUCAGCGCAGUUCGCAAGUGGGGCCGAUGCUGAUGCCAUUUCUGCAGAUCGGCGAUACCUCACAGGGGAGGGAGGUCGCAUGGUCCUCUUGCAUGACUACCGCGACAUGAAAUUCCUGAAACGGCUCUCCGCCGUGGGUAUGGCCGCAUCCCUGAUGUCAUCGUCGGGCUUGGCCUAUGCUGUCAGCCUCGGCUGGCCUGCUGAACAAUGCGCUUUCCUUGCUUUUCAGACGGUUGGCGCAGCGCUGGCCUUAUAUGCCUACUUGCGAACCUAUGUCGCACGAGCUGUGCUGUGCCCCAAGCGCGCGCAGCUGCUGGUCACAGGUUGCUCCUUUUUUGGGCAGCCGCGAGCUGAGGACGAAGCGAUCCAGCUGUCACAGAUUCGACCUGGCUACUCCCUGGAGGGAGGCUACAUCAAAUUCCGAAUGGAAGGCCCGGCCUGGGACGUGUCUCGCUGGGUUUGGUUUCGUAUCCCGCGAAGCGAAGAGAGUGGCAACACAGCGAAGGGAGCUCAAGUUGGCUAUCGCCCAGAGAGGCCCUUGCCCAAAGAAAGCACAGCCUCCCAGACAGUGCUGCCCGAGCGAACCACACAGCCGUCACAGCGGCGCUUCAUGGGAGCAGGGCUUGGUGGAGCUGACACAGGGGAUGACGAAGCACGGGGCACUGCACCGCGACCACCGACGGUGAAGCAGUCGGUGGUGGAGCAGACUUCCGACACAGCUCCUGCGAAAGUGAUCGCACUGAAGUUGGAAAACGGGCUCCCAGCGACCGCCCGGGACGAGCAGUUACUCCUGGACUUCUUUGAGGAUCCGAAUGCUUACGGCGUGACGAUGCGGUGA